Molecule: messenger RNA, 909 nt
Organism: Knipowitschia caucasica
Lineage: Eukaryota; Metazoa; Chordata; Actinopteri; Gobiiformes; Gobiidae
Source: the annotation of a GenBank genome assembly
AUGGCCGCGGCUAUUGCGAGCGGGCUUAUCCGACAGAAGAGGCAGGCGCGGGAACAGCAACAGGACCGCCCCUCCACAAAUCGCCGGAGGAAGAGUCCCAACAAGAACAAGGGUCUCUGUAAUGGGAAUCUGGUCGACAUCUUCUCUAAAGUGCGCAUCUUCGGCCUCAGGAAACGGAGACUACGAAGACAAGAUCCCCAGCUCAAGGGUAUAGUAACCAGGUUAUAUUGCAGGCAGGGCUACUACUUGCAAAUGAACCCCGAUGGCUCGCUUGAUGGGACCAAGGAUGACAGCAGUAAUUCCUCUUUGUUCAACCUUAUUCCUGUGGGCCUCCGAGUUGUUGCCAUUCAGUCCGUGAAGACAGGGUUAUACAUCGCGAUGAACGGAGAGGGCCAUCUGUACACAUCCGAACUCUUUACAGCGGAGUGCAAGUUCAAAGAGUCGGUGUUUGAGAACUACUAUGUGAUCUACUCAUCCAUGCUGUACAGACAACAGGAGUCGGGGCGAGCAUGGUUCCUAGGACUUAACAAAGAUGGACAAGCCAUGAAGGGGAACCGGGUGAAGAAAACCAAACCAGCUGCUCACUUCCUGCCCAAGCCAUUAGAAGUUGCCAUGUACAGAGAGCCAUCGUUGCACGAUGUAGGUGAGACAGUGCCCAAGACGGCAGUACCUCCCAGUAAAAGCACAACUGAGCCGGCAGUGAUGAACGGAGGCAAACCUAGGAAGAGGCAGGGCUCUCCCAAACGGACUCUUCAUCUCUCUUCUGUGGACGAAAUCCCAGUAGACCUCCUCUCUCGUCCUGCUCCUUCUCCCUCUUCUCUUCCGCUGGACAGUCUCAGAUCUGUGGGCAGUUUCUCCAGGACGGGAGAGAAGAGGACUGUGCUCAUGGAAUGCCUUUCGAUUCCUUAG